Molecule: messenger RNA, 1905 nt
Organism: Chaetomium strumarium
Lineage: Eukaryota; Fungi; Ascomycota; Sordariomycetes; Sordariales; Chaetomiaceae
Product: DHHC palmitoyltransferase-domain-containing protein
Exons: 2
Coding region: 1-1905 (634 amino acids)
Biological process (GO): peptidyl-L-cysteine S-palmitoylation; protein targeting to membrane
Cellular component (GO): endoplasmic reticulum; Golgi apparatus
Molecular function (GO): protein-cysteine S-palmitoyltransferase activity
Source: RefSeq, a predicted model, not a curated record
AUGACGGAAGACGGGGGGGAGUCAGAAGCGCAACCGGGCGCCGGGAGCCAGAGGAGGAGUGGGCUCUAUUCCGAUGCCACAUCACGACCGGGAACUGCAAGGACAGGCAUGUCCCAAAGGGCCCCUUGGGGCCAGGGUUCGUCUCUGCGCCAUGGGUUGGCGGGCAAGCGGGGUAGUAUCGCCGGCAGCGUUGGCAGUGCGUCGCAAGGGACUCGGCCAACAAGCGCGAUGAGCAGAAGCCAUGUUCCGACUCUCACGUCGCACGCCUUCUUCCGGCCCAUGAGUUCGCAGAGGCUACAAGCUCAACGAGGAAUCACGAGGCCGACGACAAUGAAUCGCCAGAUCGGGACGCGGGACGAGGCCGGCGACACCAACCGGGAUAGUAUUGUCUCAAACCCAGUAGGCCCAAUAGGCGCGCCGUCCGGUGAUGAAGGAGAAACUCGGCUGCCACCGUCUAGAGGCACAGAAUUCACGGAGCAAGAAGCUUUCGAUCGCGGAACGGCUACAACAAGUCCGACCCAUGGGCACAAUCCCACCUCGAGCGUUGCGGAUAGCGUCCACCCGCUGCAGAGAAAGCCGGAAGCUGCGAGGAACCUCACGUUAGAUAUGAACAAGGCGCACAAGGCGGGAUCGAAUGGUCCAACCCCUGUCCGCACACCUCUUUCCUUGCGUUCUAGCUUUCUCAUGCCGAGACUGGAGUCCGGCAGUGGCAACCGAGAAAUCCAGGGAGGCGAGAAGCUUGAAUCCGUCGCCUCGUCGCCCCAGCUUCCGCCCAGCGCCGGGGAUAGGAAUCGGGUACCUGGAGACAACAACAAGCCGGCAACGGGUCGCAACUACCAGUACUUCGAGGGUAGCACAGUCUUCUGCCUCGGCGGAAGGCUGCAAAACACCAAGUACCGACCGGUGAACAUAGCGACCGGAGGUCUUGUCGUCAUCCCGGCCGUUCUCUUUUUCAUCUUCUCAGCCCCCUGGUUAUGGCACAACAUAUCGCCGGCAAUACCGAUCACCUUCGCUUAUGUCUUCUUCAUCUGCAUGUCGUCAUUCUUCCAUGCAUCAGCCUCUGAUCCAGGGAUUCUACCUCGGAACCUCCACCGUUUUCCUCCCCCAGAUGAGAACGAGGACCCGCUAAGGGUGGGGCCCCCAACCACGGAAUGGGCGCUUGUCAAGUCCACUGAUCCGAAAACUGCGGCGAUGGAGGUCCCUACCAAGUACUGCAAAACCUGCAGCAUCUGGCGGCCACCCCGCGCUCACCACUGCCGUCUUUGCGACAACUGCGUGGAGACGCAAGACCACCACUGUGUCUGGCUCAACAACUGCGUUGGGCGCCGCAAUUACCGCUAUUUCUUCACCUUCAUCAGCGCUGCGACGCUGCUUGCACUCUACCUCUCUGGAGCUUCGCUAGCACAGAUUCUGGUCUAUGCGAAACGGCAGGGCAUUUCUGCUAGUCAUGCGAUCAGCCAUUUCCGCGUCCCCUUCGCCAUGGUGAUCUACGGCUUCCUCGCGUUCCUUUAUCCUGCUGCAUUGAUGGGGUACCAUGUGUUCCUGAUGGCGAGGGGCGAGACGACGCGCGAAUACCUCAACUCGCACAAGUUCCUGAAGAAGGAUCGAUACCGCGCCUUCACACAAAGCAGUUGGUUAAAAAACUGGUUCGUCGUGCUGUGCCGGCCCCGGCCGCCGACGUAUUAUCAAUUCAAGAAGCCGUACACCGAGGGUGACCAGCGGCUAGGAGCGCAUCGAAGGGCUCACCAUGCUGCAAGACAAGGCAUGGUGGACCCGAAGGGGGACGUCGAGAUGCAGGACGUCAGCCCACAGCCACGGCAGGGGCAGGGCCAGCGCCGGUUCAUGGGCCCGGUAUCAUUGCGGAAUUCUAUACAUUCCCUGACAGGGGCCGGACCCGGCGUGUGA